GCUGCUGCUGCUGCUGCUGCUGGGCAGGCGCUGUACGGGAGUCAGGGUCAAGGUGGGUACAAUCAGGCCAUGAUGUAUGGCAGCGGUUUCAACCGCUGGUGAUUGUUUGCCCCCCUUUCUCAUAAUUCAUUAAUAACCCUCCCUCGCCCUUCACUUCUAUCAUUGUUGUUUAUGAUGACUACCCUUUUUGCAUUUUGUUUCUUUUUGCCCAUGCUCCUUUUCUGUCUCCCUUUUUAUUUGAUGACAUGAUAUCAUAUUUCUCUAGAUGGGCGUGGGAUAUGAUUCUUAUGUUUCAGUUUUCCGGACUCAUUGAUUCGAUGUUGAAAACUUUGCGACAUAUUUCCACUCUGCAACGAAAGCAUUAAGCAAACGGCUCUUGAAAACAACAAGAAUUCGGGCUAGGCGUGCCUUUGGCGUUAUCUUCAUGAUUGUUUUUUAUCGUCUUUUUAUGUUUCUCUGUGCUUCCACAUCAUGUUUCUUUUUUGCGUGUUGUCACCGGCUUCCGUGUGGAUGGGAGGCGUCCUUGCACUUUAUGGGCACAUCGUGUCUUCUAGGUCCACUGCGCUUUGGUGGCUGUCGUAUACUUUGUUCUUUUGCAUCCAAGCUGGGUUGAUCUAUCAGCAUCUUGGUGGCCCAUUCGGUCUGGUCAUGGCUUUAUACAAUAUGCCUUGUGUGUCCGUCUGGUUGCAUCGGCCGGGACAUUUGUGUAAUUAAUAUGCCUGCCCUUCCGUACCUUGGUCGUCUCGUUUUGUUUAUAAUAGUCCACUGGCACGCCCUGUUUCUAUUUGUUUCUGCUUGUGUCUUUGGGAGGGGUUCCUUUGCGUUGUUCUUUCUAUCCGGCUCACUCACCCAUCGUCUUGCAGACAUCAGGAAGCUAACGGCGCUUCUAGUGGACGAAGAAUUUCCUCCUCUUGGAGCCCAGCCAAAGGAUAAGCGCCCCGUUGACAGCUUUGGCUAUCUCGUGCGCUCGCAUUUCUCCAGUGACUCGCAAGGCUCAGCUCGUGCUGGAACACCUACC
Molecule: messenger RNA, 1018 nt
Organism: Aspergillus welwitschiae
Lineage: Eukaryota; Fungi; Ascomycota; Eurotiomycetes; Eurotiales; Aspergillaceae
Exons: 2
Coding region: 472-714 (80 amino acids)
Source: RefSeq, a predicted model, not a curated record